Messenger RNA from Aspergillus welwitschiae, 1246 nucleotides. Its product is annotated as cytochrome b5-like heme/steroid binding domain-containing protein. NCBI's taxonomy places the organism in Eukaryota, Fungi, Ascomycota, Eurotiomycetes, Eurotiales, Aspergillaceae. The record is from RefSeq and is a predicted model, not a curated record. The transcript is spliced from 4 exons. Gene Ontology annotation, biological process: sterol biosynthetic process. Gene Ontology annotation, molecular function: heme binding. Gene Ontology annotation, cellular component: intracellular membrane-bounded organelle; endoplasmic reticulum membrane. Bases 404 to 820 code for a protein of 138 amino acids.
GAUAGAGGUGCAAUGUGAAGAGGGAGCAGACUGCCGGCAACCCGGUAAACGUAUGCAGAGGCAAACCCGGUGGCCGGAUGGUACCCACGGCUCCUGGUGCUGGGAUUGGAAUAAUGUUCCUGGAAGACCAUCCAGUUGGAAGGCGGAGACGGCGUCGAAUCACAGGCGCCAGGGGGGCUGCCUAAGGAACCGACUCUUUCCCAUGCUCGGCUUCCUUCUCUCCUCUCCCUCCUCCUUCUUCUCCUCUUCCUCUCUUUCUUUCUCCCUCUCCUUCCUCGGGUUCAUCUCUAGUCUCUAUUGUUCUCUCCUCUAGAUCGUCUUGCGUGAUCUGUCUCUUUUGAGUCUUGUACUUCCGUACCUUUUCCAUUCUUGUUGAAUCUUCGCCACACUUACUACCAUAACCAUGGCCGACGCAAAGGAAUUCACCUUCCAGGAGGUCAGCGCUCACAACACCAAGAAGGAUCUUUACAUGGUCAUUCACGACAAGGUCUACGACUGCACCUCCUUCGUUGACGAGCACCCUGGUGGUGAGGAAGUCCUCCUCGACGUCGGUGGCCAGGACGGCACCGAGGCUUUCGAAGAUGUCGGACACAGUGACGAGGCCCGUGAGAUCCUGGACGGUCUCCUGGUCGGCAAGCUGAAGCGCAUGCCCGGUGAUCCUGCCCCUCGCUCUCAACCCCAGUCUUCCUCCGGUCCCUCGGGCUCCGGCGACAGCGCCGGCCUGGGUGUCGGUCUCUACGGCAUCGUCCUGGUUGGUGGCCUGAUCGCCUACUUCGCCUACCAAUACCUCCAGAAUGCUUCCGCCGCUGAGACGCAGUAAACGAUAUCCCUUUUUAUUUUUUUUCUUAUUAUAAUUAAUAAACUUAAACAAAAAGAGAUGAAUCCCAUAUGAACUGAAAGCCUUUUUUUCCCCCUUCUCUUGAUUCGAUCCGUGAUUCUUCAUUUUGGCCCCAUGUUUGGAAUUCGGUCUCGUUUGGUUUCUUGGACCGGUCGAUCUCGUCUACCUAUUCUGUUCCACUUCUUCGUCAGCAUUAGGGGCUGUUGGGUGAUAUCCAAUGCAGAUACCCUUUGUUUCUUCUUCCCCUCAGUUUCAAUUCCCCUAUUCUCGUCCCAAUUAGAGCGCAAUAUCACGAAUGCUUGUGCUUGUUCUUUCGUGAUUCGGUAACUGAGAAAGAGCUGUUAAUAGAUCCAUGCUUAAAAGAAACCCGCAAUACGCUACGCUGUUCGGGGUUCAACAUUGAUUCGA